CGGCUCGGUGGUGUCGCCAUGGCCUGUCGGCCACGGCCAUGUACGUGAUCUUCCCAGUGGAGGUCCUACUUGACGUGCCCGCCCAACCACCGUCGGCGCCCGCCGCGCUCCGCUCGCAAUCCGUGCCGCCCGUGCCGCUCGCGCAGUCCGAGCAGUGUGAGCCACCCGUGCAGUCCGUGACGACUGACCAGUCCGUGCCGCCGGAGCGAGUGUCAUCAGAGAGAGCUCCUGCCACUGCUAGUGACCCGCCGCCACCGCCGCCUCCACCUCGCACUCGGGAGCCAGCAGCCAUGGCUGGAGAGAGCGGGGCACUGAGGGACAUCUCACCAGCGGCCGCCGACCUGCUCAGAACCUACAGCGGUGUUAGCUUCAAACUGGUGAAGGCAG
Amphibalanus amphitrite is the source of this 387-nucleotide messenger RNA. RefSeq names its product allergen Asp f 7 homolog. The transcript has 2 exons. NCBI's taxonomy places the organism in Eukaryota, Metazoa, Arthropoda, Thecostraca, Balanomorpha, Balanidae. The record is from RefSeq and is a predicted model, not a curated record. The annotation marks the transcript as partial.